AAUACUGCAUAUCUAAGUUCUCGGCAUCACAAAUCUAAACUGUGGGUGUGUGAAUGUCACUGGCUGCAAAAAGAAUGAGUACCCCAGGCGUUCAACGUGUUUCAGAAUGUUUCGUGAAGCCACAUAGUCCCAUCCAAGAGUCAACUCAAAUAUGCAAUUUAACACCUUGGGAUGUUGCUAUGUUGUCUGCCCAUUAUAUCCAAAAGGGUCUCUUCUUCAAGAAGCCUACGCCACUUGUUAAUCAACAAGAUUUCAUAGAAAAUCUGUUGGACAGUCUCAAGACCUCUCUCUCUCACACUCUCUCCCUUUUCUAUCCAUUGUCUGGCCGCCUUGUCACCCACAAAACUCAAGACCCUCCCUCUUAUGUUGUUUCUGUUGAUUGCAACAACGCUGAUGGAGCAAGAUUCAUCUAUGCAACUUCGGAUAUCACAAUAUCUGACCUUCUUUCUCCCGUUCAUGUUCCACCCAUUCUUCACUCAUUCUUUGAUCACCACAAAGCAGUCAACCACGAUGGUCACACCAUGUCGCUGUUGACUAUCCAAGUCACUGAACUAGUGGAUGGUGUUUUCAUAGGUUGUUCCUUGAACCAUGCUAUUGGUGAUGGUGCUGCCUAUUGGAAUUUCUUCAAUACAUGGUCUCACAUCUUCCAAGCUCAAGCUCAAGCUCAAGGGAAUGAUUAUGAUGUUCCCGUUUUACACCAACCCAUUCACAAUCGCUGGUUUCCCAAUGAUUGUCUUCCACCUAUCAAUCUUCCUUUCAAACAUCAUGAGGAGUUUAUUAGCAGAUUUGAAGCACCCUUGCUGAGAGAGAGAAUCUUCCACUUUUCAGCGGAGUCAAUAGCGAAAUUGAAAGCAAAGGCGAACUCAGAGUCGAACACCACGAAAAUCUCUUCAUUCCAGUCACUAUCAGCACUGGUAUGGAGAUCCAUAACUCGUGCGCGGUCCGUGCCGUACGAGGAAAGAACAAGUUGCAAGAUGGCCAUCAACAAUCGGUCAAGAAUGGAACCGCCUCUGGCUGAGGAAUACUUUGGAAACUCAAUUCAUGCAGUGAGUGCAGAAACGACGACAGGGGAAUUGCUUGAGAAGGAUCUAGGAUGGGCAGCGUGGAAGUUGCACUUGGCUGUUGCAAACCAUAACAAUGGAGCGGUGCUGCAAUUUCUCCAAUACUGGUUACGAUCCCCUUUCGUAUAUCAAAUGGGUCGUUUCUUUGACCCCUUCUGUGUGAUGAUGGGUAGCUCGCCCAGGUUCAACGUGUAUGGGAAUGAAUUUGGAAUGGGAAAAGCAAUAGCUGUUAGAAGUGGUUAUGCCAACAAAUUUGAUGGGAAAGUAACAUCGUACCCAGGUCGUGAAGGAGGGGGAAGCAUUGAUUUGGAAGUGUGCCUUUUACCACACACAAUGAGCGCGCUCGAAUCAGAUGAGGAGUUCAUGAAUGCAGUUUCCAAGUCCAAUGUUGUCCACUAGUUUGCUAAUGUGCCAUGUUCUUGACUACGGGUCAUUAAUGAAAUGAGAUAAUGUGUAUUUCCCUUAACAGAGGUGAAAUAAUCAUGAGAAAUUACCCGAACAUGUAUAAUUAACAGAUUUUGAAACUGUUUUCAAAUUUUAUUUUCCUCAAAUGUGUACUCUGCAAACUUCUUUUUUCGAGCCUUUUUCCAUUUUUAUUCGUGAAGUUUUUUUAUUCAUAAUGUCCUUGAGUAGUCAGGUAAGGUACAAUUUUCUCAGUGUUAUUUUGUAUAUAAAAAUGUGUUUGCAACACAUUUUCUCGUAGGUAGUUGAUAAUUUUUGCA
This is a messenger RNA of Cajanus cajan (pigeon pea), 1783 nucleotides long. RefSeq names its product putative acetyltransferase At3g50280. The record is from RefSeq and is a predicted model, not a curated record. NCBI's taxonomy places the organism in Eukaryota, Viridiplantae, Streptophyta, Magnoliopsida, Fabales, Fabaceae.